AGCCAUUGUGGCUGAAGUAGUUGCAGCCCGGUGCAGUUUUGCAUAGGACCAUUCGCUUUGCUAUCGUGCGCUCGAUGGCUCGAGUCCGCGCCUUGUUCGGUAGCCUGGUUGGAGCUGCAUCGGUGCUGGUCGCCUCCGGUGCCGCAGGCGCAGUGAAGCUGGACAACUACACUUUCGACAAGGUGCUGGCUAUCCCCGGCCAUAAUUUUUUGGUCAAGUUUGACAAGUCUUACCCUUACGGCGAGCUCGAGGACGAGUUUAAGCUUUUGUGUAAGCUCGCGUACGGGGUUCCUCAGUUUAUGCCCGCGGAGGUGCCCAUCCAGGAGUACGGCGACAAAGAAAACGAGGACUUGCGGGAAAGAUUCGGCAUCAGCAAAGACGAUUUUCCCACCUACUACCUCUUCAAUGACGCUAACAAGAAAGGCUUGAAGCAUUCUGGCUCCAAGACGGCAGACCACAUUGCUCUUUGGUUGCGGAAAAACGGGGUUAAGAUGCCUUCCGUCGGCACGAUCGAUGAGUUGGACGCGUUGGCGCAGCAGUUUCUGAAGGGUGGCUUGAAGGACGAGACUAUCACGGCUGCGAAACAGCUCGCCGAAAGCCAGUUCCCCACCGACAAGAAGGCACCAACGUAUGCAAAAAUCAUGCAGAAGGUCAAGGACAAGGGCAUCGGCUAUAUCUCCAACGAGCUGGCGCGCGUGUCCAAGCUGAUGGAAGGUACGCUUACGCCCGAGAAGGCGGCCGAGAUGGGCGACAAGGUGAAGAUCCUGAAUGUCUUCAAGGAGCAUACUGGUAAGGAUGAGCUGUGAGUGCUGCCACGGCGACCCACGGCUUUUAGCUACAGUAGUUCGAUCGGAGCGUCCCCAGAGGUCCCAGGAGCUCUCUGGAUGUAUUCGGAGGUCCCUGGAGAUCUGCGGAGGUCCCUUGAGAUCUGCGGAUGUCUUUGGAGGUCUCCAGAGGUCCUUGGGUUUCCUGGAGGCUUCUGAAACCCAGAACGGGCUUGACGCGUCCCGAAAUGGCUCCCAAC
Prorocentrum cordatum is the source of this 1024-nucleotide messenger RNA. NCBI's taxonomy places the organism in Eukaryota, Dinophyceae, Prorocentrales, Prorocentraceae. The record is from the annotation of a GenBank genome assembly.